This is a messenger RNA of Sceloporus undulatus (fence lizard), 4501 nucleotides long. RefSeq names its product ankyrin repeat domain 13B (gene ANKRD13B). Gene Ontology annotation, cellular component: cytoplasm. NCBI's taxonomy places the organism in Eukaryota, Metazoa, Chordata, Lepidosauria, Squamata, Phrynosomatidae. The record is from RefSeq and is a predicted model, not a curated record. Gene Ontology annotation, molecular function: protein binding.
GCUCAAAGGGCAGACCUUCCCAACAGAGAAGCUAAAAGCCUGCUCCAAAUGGAUCUCCUUGGAACAAAUCUGGCCAUGCCCUCCAAAUGGAGGCUGUGCCCAAAGAAAAGAGUGCUCAAGAAAAACCCUCCUAGCCAGAGAGUGUUCCAAAUGGAGGAGGUUUUUGGACAGAAGUCUGGGAUGGAGGAGAUACCCUGGAAUAAAAAAGAGGGGUGCCUGGUCCCUGUGCCCUGUGAGGGCAUGGGCACCCUUUGGGUGACCCUCUCCCAGCCUCAGAGUGGCCAAGAAAAGGACUUGAGUGGCCCCAACGUCUUUACGCAGAGAUGCAGGAAAGGAUGCUCUGGAUAGAUGGAGGCAGAGAAGGAGGAGGGCUUUCUCUCUCUCUCUCUCUUGCCUGGGAGGGACUACAAAUCCCAUGAUGCCUUGUGGGCAGGGAGCAGUGCCUCCUCCAGCAGGGUGAGGCUGGAGAGGCUGCCCUGGGGCUGCCUGGGGGGGUCCAAAGGGGGAUCCUUUGACAUCUCCAAGGCGCAAAGCAAAGGCGCAGAGCUGGACCUUGCCUCCUUUCCUGCUUCUUCUUCCUCCUCCUUCUCUUUGCCAGGCUGCUGCUGCUGCUGCAAAGGUGCCAGGGCUCCCCUUCCUCCUGGAGGGGUCCAUGCAGCCCCAGCCCCCCCAAGGCCUCGCCCCAUCGGUGCCCCCAGGAUGAUGCCAGCCGGUGGCCCCACCUUGGAGAGCCGGUACCCACUGCAUGCCCUGGUUUGGCACGACCAGCCCCACCAGUUGGAGAGGAUGCUCAGCUCCCAGCAGGUGGAUAUUGAGCUCCUCGAUCCAAGGGGGCGCACCCCUUUGCACCUAGCGACCACCUUGGGACACCUGGAGUGCGCCCGUGUCCUUCUACGGCACGGCGCCGAUGUGGCCAAAGAAAACCGGAGCGGAUGGACAGUCCUGCAAGAGGCAGUGAGCACGCGAGAUCUGGAGCUGGUCCAACUGGUGCUGCGUUAUCGCGACUACCAGCGCGCCAUCAAGCGCCUGGCCGGCAUCCCGAUCUUGCUGGAGAAACUGCGCAAGGCACAAGAUUUCUAUGUGGAGAUGAAAUGGGAGUUUACUAGUUGGGUGCCUUUGGUCUCCAAGAUCUGCCCCAGCGAUACGUACAAGGUCUGGAAGUGUGGACAGAACCUGCGGGUGGAUACCACCUUGCUGGGGUUCGAUCACAUGACGUGGCAGCGUGGUAACCGGAGCUUCAUCUUUCGGGGUCAAGAUACCAGUGCGGUGGUGAUGGAAAUCGACCACGACCGGCGGGUGGUUUACUCCGAAACCCUGGCCCUGGCUGCCCACGACCGGGAAGGUAUCCUGGCCGCAGUCCAGCCCACGGAAGAGCAAGUGAUGGGGCGCCUCAUGGCUCCCGUGGUGACCACGCAACUGGACACGAGGAACAUUGCCUUUGAGAGGAACAAGACGGGUAUUUUGGGCUGGAAGAGCGAGAAGACGGAGGUGGUGAACGGGUAUGAGGCCAAGGUAUAUGGGGCUUCCAACGUAGAGCUCAUCACGCGAACGCGGACAGAGCAUCUUUCCGAACAGCACAAAAGCAAGACCAAAGGUAUGUUCUCUUUACAUGUGGGAAAACCCCCCCUCCAGUCAUUCCUGGGCAUUGCUGAACAACAUGUGGGUCCCAACAAUGGGGCUCUCAUUACGCAGACGCUAAGCCGCGCCAACCCGACUGCCAUCACUCCGGAGGAAUACUUCAAUCCAAGCUUCGAACUGGGCAGUAGGGAUAUGGGGCGGCCCAUAGAGCUGACCACCAAGACCCAGAAGUUCAAAGCCAAGUUGUGGCUGUGCGAAGACCAUCCGCUCUCGCUGUCUGAACAGGUUGGGCCCAUCAUCGAUUUAAUGGCCGUCAGCAAUGCCCUCUUUGCCAAACUACGGGAUUUCAUCACCCUCCGCCUGCCGCCAGGUUUCCCCGUCAAGAUUGAAAUCCCCAUCUUCCACAUCCUCAAUGCCCGCAUCACCUUUGGGAACCUCAACGGCUGCGACGAGGCGGUGGUCUCAGUCCGGGGGACCGGAAGUCCUGGGAGUGAUGCUCCUUCGCCCGCCAGCGAUCGCUCCAGCAUCAGCAGCUCCAGCUCUGUGGGUUCGUGCCGGUGCUAUGAGAUGGACCCCUCGCUCUUUGAGCCGCCCCGCGGGUACAGUGUGGUGGGCAGCCACCCAGAGCCACUGCGAGAAGAUGAUGAUGACCUCCUGCAGUUCGCCAUCCAACAGAGCUUGCUGGAAGCUGGGACCGAGUAUGACCAGGUAACCAUUUGGGAGGCCUUGACUAAUAGCAAACCGGGCACGAUACCCAUGCCUCCGGAGGGGCGCCGAGUCGACAGGACCCCCCAGCACACACCGCCGCCGCGGCCGGCGACUCCCCAGCGGCCGUCUCCUUCUGUGGACAGAGGGCCACCGAGUCACGUGCUGCCCAGUUACGCCGAGCAACUGCGCCUGGCGAUGGAGCUGUCGGCGAAAGAGCAAGAGGAGUCGGAGCGGCGUUCGCGGCAGGAAGAGGAGGACUUGGCCCGGAUCCUGCGCCUCUCGCUCACUGAACAGUAGCCCAACCCUGCCCUGACUUGCGUGGGAUUUCGGGGAGGGGGGGGCACUCAUGCACAAUGCCCUGGCAGACCUUUGGGAAGGGGCGCGAAAGGUGACGGACUGUGCCCCCCCGAUCCCCCUCCCUGGUGCCACAUGAAUUUACACUUGCCAGGGAGGAUAUGGACUUGGACGGGUGACCAUUUGGGAAAAGGGUGGAGGGUGGUAAGACGCCAUUUGGGGAGGGCAGAAUUUAUUCCACCCCCCCAAUUCUGAGCCAUUUGAACUCUCCUUCCCCAGGAGGCAGGUAAGUCUUCAUUGACCUGAGGUUUGCACAUUUGGGGUGGGCUUCCUUCCCUCUUCCAAUGUCCCCUCCGCGGUGGAAACACUUUUGGGGCCAAGGCGUCACAUCUCACCCUCCUUUACUCCUGUCCCAUUUCCCUUCUCUUCAGACCUUUUGCAGUUUCCUUCGGUCCCUUGGGAUUAACCUGGUUAAAUCGGGAUUACUUUGAUACGGAACCAGGAGACUGUCAUUACAUUUGGAUUAAUAUGAUCCGAAUCCAGGAGGCAGUAGUUAAUUCUGGUUUGAUGAAGCACAGAUCCAGAAGGCACAAGACACACACAGAGAAACACACACAGAGGCAGUGGUUCAUUCUGGACAAAAUCUAGCACAAACACAAUAGUUAACUGGGAAGCAUCUUAAUUUAGAUCCAUCUGGGAGGCCGUUUUUAAUUCUGGGUUGAUUUAUCAUAGAAGCAGGAUAGACCCAGAAGGCAGGGGCGAAUUCUGGAUUGAUUCCACAUCUCUUGCAGGCAGAACCAGGAGGCUCUAGUUUAUUCUUGAUGAAAGAACAAAAGGAUAUUUUGGAAACGAGUUACUUUUUUGGACUACAGCUCCCAGAACUACCCUGUUGGCCACACUGGCCAAAGGGUUCAACAUUUUGGGGUUAAAACAGACAAAAAGUUGCCAAGCUCUUUUUAAGCAACAACUGUCUCUUGGGUCUAAUUUGAUGCAGAAUCAGUCAAGAGACAAACCAAGGAGCUGGGCAUUAAUUCUGGAUUAACUUGACAUGGGAUGCGUAGGGAGCAAUCUUGCGCCGGUAGUAUUUGCCUGGUUGGUACUCUCCUCCCAUCAUAGACAAAGCAUAUUCCCCUGCCGCACAAAGUGCACUUAAACCCCCUCCAAAAAGGCCGUAGGUCUCCGCCUGCCACUUAACACUCACUAGUUUGGCCUUGUUUCCAUAAUACCUUUUGCCUGAUGUGUAAUGUGGCCUCCAAAGCCCCCAAGUCUGGGACCGUUUUUCCACCUUAACCUAUGUGCCAUUUCAGAGGUGGGCCUGUUAGGCCACCAUGCAACCUGAAGAAAGCGAUUGCUCCUUCUGCGGUGUGCCAUCAGGUGUGCACUAGAAGCGGGGAGUCUGCCCAAACCCAUGCCCACGUUGCCCACCCAGACCCACCUCCCUUAACACGACGGCCGCUCUUCUUGUGUUCUUGCUCCUGGUCCCACUCUUCCUUACAAAAUAGCCCUCUCUGCCACAGUGCUGUCCUCUUGCACGCCUGAAGUCAUCACAACCCCAUUGUUCAAUGGUGCUAACCUCCACAAAACUCCACUCUCCUUGCCCAAAAUUUGUGCCAGGCUGCAGCACAGAGUUAGUGGCAGCGGCGGCGAUGGCGGGGAGUGAAGGUGCCUCUUUCUCCCCCACAACCCUUGUUCUCAGAGUCCCCCCACACCAAGAGGAUGAUGAUGAUGAUGAUGCUUUUUCCUAAUUUUUGGAGGGCUGGGACAGAACUGGAGCAGCUGCAAAGGGCGAGUGGGUCGGGUUGUCUUCCACCUCUCCAAAACAACGUACAUGUGCCAGGGGGAGGCUGUGGGUUUGCAAGGGGGGACCACCGCAACCAGCCGGCUCAGGUGUGUUACCUGCACAGAGACACCAAUGAAAACC